GGUUUCAUUACAUAUUAUAGAGAUAUAUAUACACAAUGCUCACAAAAUGUUUCAAAAAGUUACUUCUUCUAACGUAAAACUAAUAAAGUUCAGAGAAGAAUUCCUCAUCGCGUUGAUUGGUGAAGAAAUUCAACCAGUUUCAAAAAAAAUUAAAUUGCAAGAGCUACAUUAUUUAGAGAGUUUGCCACCUACCGAAAAAAAAAGAGCGCCCAACAAAGCCUUGUCGUAUAUGUACCCAAGCAAAAAAACGCCGAGAAACGCGUUAUUUCUGUCCAGUCUGCAAAGAGAAGCCAGCCCUUUGUGUGGAAAAUUGUUUUAAGAAUUUACACAAAAAACAAUAAAAUAUUAUGCAACCUCUUGAAUUUCAAUUAAUUUUUAUAAUUAUAUUUUUUGUUAGUUUCUAAAUAAAUUUUCUGUUCGUGCAAGCUAGCAUUGAUUUUUUGUUCUUUUCCUAGAAGCCAUCUAUCUAUAUUAGCACUGAUAUAUUACGAGUUUAAUCGUAAAUGCACAAAAAUGGUAAGUAAACAUAGGACGAGAUAACUCGUAGUUGGCGUCCUAAAAAAGAUCGCAAUCUACGAGUUAUCUCGUAGUUGGCAGUCAACGUGUUAAUAACCAUCCAUCAAAUUAAGUACAUAAUUAUAAAUUUACGAUAUAAUUUCAAAUAUUUUGAAAAGAUGGUAGGGAUUUUCCAGAUUCCAGUAAAUAACUGGACGAACAGAAUACGUGAUGGCUAUUUCGCUUUAUUCGUUCGCAAUUUUGUCGUCCAUAAUAUGUCUUUUCAAUGCUAUAAUUUACCAUUCACGCUGUUUCACCCAAUUUGAAUUGGAAGACAUAUCUUGUUGGAUGAUAACGUUCAAUAAACUCGAAUUUGAUUAUGCAAUGAGCCUCCAAUAUUAUUUUUUGAACAAAUCUCAAACUCUCCACACGAUACUGCCGCUUUGUUUGCAAUGCUGCCAAUAGAAGCAUGGAAACCUGUAGAACAUCAAUGCCAUCUGCUUCUCAACGCAUACUGACUGCUCACCGUCAUCCCGUCAAGAGUACAUUUGCCCGAAAGAGACGGCAAUACUGCAUCGAACAAACGAUUGGAGCAAAGUAAAAGCCAGCCGCGCGCCCCCGCGGUGUCUAACAACUGCCAUCCCGUCGGCGCCCCUCGCUCCACUUCUUAUUUGUUCUCUUCUGUACAGUAAACUUUUACGCGAGACGAGAACCCACGAAGGAAGAAAUCUUGUGCCGCGGAACGUGUACAGCGAAAAAUAUACAUGCAAUUGGUCUUGGAGGCGAUCUUUGCGAAAAUCCGUUUCGAUUUCACAAGGAAUAAUUGUCCGUGCGUCUCGGUGGAGUGCGAAAAGUGUCGGGACAGUGGAAGCGGGGCAGCAGGAAAACUGUUUGGGGUGAAAAGCCUGGAGCCGAAUUGAAUGGGAACCGUUCAGAAGAAGUCGCGCAACAAAUCGACGACGACAGCGACGGCAAAAGCGGCAACGGAGACGACGAGCGCGAAAUCAUCGCGGAACUUGUUUACCAAAUAAAUAAAUAAAGACCGGAACAUUUUUGCGAGCGAGAAAAUUGCGUAGUGUAGAAGCGGCGCGUGGUGUGAGAAGCGACGGAAAUCCGCUGAGACCGUGUGGGAAAGGAGUUGGCACGGAGAUCGCGAUCCAGUUGGGUCCCAAGUGGAAUUUACGUGAAUUGGUACCGCAAGUUGCCUUCCGUUCCGGGAGCCACUCGUUCGCCAGGAGCUCAAGAGCCUCCAGCCGAGUCCGUUCAGGCUGCAAGUGCCCCCCGGGGGAUGCCUGCCAGCUCGCGGAGUGCGCUGCCGAUCGUUCUUCCGUGUAACGAGUCAUCCAGCCACAGGAGGACGGACCAGAAUCCUGUGGACUUGCCUUCCGCCUGAAACCUUAGUGGCGAGACCCUUUCGAUAUCAUUUUCGUGGAGAAACAGCAGAAAUCCGAGUACGAGCUCGCCCCGAGGGAGAAGUUUUCAGUGGUGAAAAGUAGGAAAAGGAAGUGUUGAAGUUGCCUAAGUGUGUGCAGUGCGUGUGCGCGGAAAAUCCAUUUUUGAUAUCGCAAGUAAAAAGAGGAAAGCAAAGUUUUGACACGACACGACUUAAGGAACGCCGUGAGGCUGACAAAAGCGAAAACGGAGCUGCCACGGGUCGGCGACAACUUUCCAGGACGUCUAAAUCGGAGUCUGGCUGAACGUUAAUCCACGAAACUGUCUGUUCUUCGAGGAAAUACACUUUUCAAUAAUGAAGAGACGAAAUGCCGAUUGUGGCAAAAUACGACGACCGAUAAAACGUAACAAAAUCGCCGAAGGGAUGUACGGAAGCACUACAAUUCUGUACAUGAAAUUCUUGAUUCUUUGGGCCAUUGUGAUAACAGCCGACUUCAUGUUUAUGUUCCGUUUUGAAUUCCUGUGGCCAUUUUGGCUCCUUUUGCGUUCAGUUCACGACUCAUUUAAAUAUAAGGGUUUGGCAUUUUCAGUGCUAUUCGUAUGCAUAGCCAUCACUUCAGAUCUGGUCUGUUUAUUCUUUAUACCCGUGCAUUGGCUAUUAUUUGCCGCAAGCACAUAUGUUUGGGUACAAUAUGUUUGGCAUACAGACAAGGGAAUAUGUUUGCCAACGAUAAUCCUUUGGAUGCUUUUCGUGUAUCUGGAGGCCGGCAUUCGGUGGAAGGAUAGUAGGCAUAUGCCACAUUUAGAUUUAUGUCGACCGUUUGCAGCACACUGUAUUGGCUAUCCAGUGGUAACGUUAGGUUUUGGUUUUAAAAGUUACGUAGGAUAUCGAAUGCGGCAGCGAAAACAGCGUGAAGUUGCAAAAGAGAAUGAGUUCUACAUGCAACUGCUGCAGCAAGCGCUGCCGCAAGAUGAAGCCUUGGAUGAUCUGCAGAAUCUUUCAGCAAACGGCAGUGUUGUGGUAUCGGCCACUGCAACAAUGUCGAGUUCUGGCGCAGCACAAACAAUUCAUUCUAAUUCCAUAGCAUCCGAUCACCAUUCAAAUAGUCAUCAUGGCGACGAUAAAAACCACAUAGGACAUAUGAACUCAAGUCAAACGACAGCAAUACAGCAUCAGUCAUCGUUGCCUAAUAAUCAUCAUCAUCAGCACCAUCAUCAUAAUAAUUUUAAUAAUAGCUCUAGUAGUAGUUCUAAUAGAAACGCUCAAAUAAAUAGUAAAAUGAAUCACAUAAGUAAUUCAGUGACGACAACGACUACGGCCACAGCUAACGGCCAUGUCGGAAACAGUUUGAAUAAUAGUCUGACUUCGUCAAGUAGUAGCAGAAAUCAGCGGCGGAGUGUUGAUAAGGACAGGAACGAUUCGAAUCAGCAACAAGCAAAUAGCGCAAGUAACAAUAACAACACGAGCUUUAGCAGUGGCAAAUCGGCCAAUAACAAUCAUGUUUCAAGCAGCUCCUCUGGAGAUGGGGCUGCCAGUCAUAGUAAUUCUAACAGUUCGUCGAAAUCGUCCUCUGCGUCAAACGCAUCAUAUCUUAAUCAGUUGUCAAAUAACACUCAAAAAGAGUCCAAAGACAAAGACAAUUGGGACAGUUGUUCUUCGUCAACGACGUCUUCAGCGUCCUCCAACAGUUCCGUGAAUUCAUCAAAAGACGGUCGCGCCUACCAGACGAACAGCUAUGAGAUGACUAAUGGCAAUCACCCGUCGUUAUCGACAAGUGAUAAGAAAAAUCAACCGAACGGUAAUAUCGCCCAUUAUGAAGUGGAGGAAGUUGUUGCUGAGCCGAUUGAGAAGGUAAAAGGUCGACGAAAUCGAAGUAAAAGGGACACUCAAGGCUCUUCCAAAGACAAUCAUGCAAACCACAACAGUGGUAACAGUUACACAUCACAGCAAGCCAACAACAAUAGUAAUCAACAGCAACACAAGGACUCUACGACAAGCUUGGACUCAAGUACUUCCUCUUCUUCCUCCCUGUCAUCAUCGGCCUCAGCGGCGGCCGCCACGAUCUCAAAUGUUGCCUCGCAAAUCGUUUCGAAAGUUUGUGAAACAUGUCUUCGGUUGGAAGCUGAAAUCAAAAAGUAUCGAAAUGAAAUUAGUCACAUGAAACAAAUAGAAAAUGAACUGCGUCAAAAAAUGGAGUCGAAUGCCAUAAACAAGUCCUGUUUGCAGGCCAAACAGCGUGAAAAUGAUGAAAUGGAGAAACGCAUACAAGAGUUGAAUUCAUGUCGGCAAGCAGAUAUGGCAAAUCUACAAAACGUCGAGCGGCGUCUAAACGAUGAGCGGCGACAGCGGCAAUCAUUGGAGUCGUUACUUAAUAAUGAGAAGAAAGCUCGGAAAUUGGCAGAAGAAAAAGCAAAUCGAGCAGAAUGUAGUGAACAGUGUAAGCAACGGAAGAUGCAAUUGGAACAGGAAAUAAAGCAAUUGCGACGCGAACUGAAGGCAAAUGAAGAUGCUAAGCAAGUGGCAGAACAGCAGGGACGGAAAUUCGAACAAGAACUAAGAAUGUUCGAAGCUGAAGUGAGAAAUCGUGAAGCGCAACAGGGCACCGAAGUUCUUAUGUCUGCCUUGGCUGCAAUGCAGGACAAGAACAGUACGUUGGAGAAAAAUUUAUCGGCAGAGACGAGGGUCAAGCUGGACUUGUUCUCGGCUUUGGGUGAAGCCAAACGACAGUUGGAAAUUAAAGAUAGUAUGAUCCGAAGUAAAGACGAAGAAGUUCUUGAUUUGAAGGCAAAAAUCGCUCAACUAUUAGCUGUAAUGCCAACCGAUUCGUUAUGUCUGCCGCAGUGCUCGACAACUGGUUCAUCAAUGCUUCGCAUGAACGAUACACCGCCCCUCCAAGGGCCAUCUAGUCCAAUAAUGAGUCUUGCAGGUCCUACACAUCAACAGCUUAUGGCGGCGGCAGCAGCAGCUGCAGCGGCUCAUCAGCAACAAAUGAACUCUCGAGGCGGAGGCGGUAUGGUUUCAAACGUUGUGACAGUGGUGACAUCGGCAAGCGGAGUUACAAAUGCAGUCACAUCGUCCGGCAAUGUCAAUGCUAACAAUGUUAUUACACAAACAUCGUCCAAUCUAGACCCGAAUGCAACGGCUUAUACUCCGAAAAAUUCUUCAUUGGUCGGUGGUGCAGAAGCCUGACAUAAGCGUAGGCAGGUUUGAAGUUAUUAUCAGAAUCAUCAUAACAACAACCACCAUCAGCAACAACAUCGCCAGCAACAUCAUCACAAUCAACACCACAGUAUCCACCAACCGAGCAACAACAGUAACAACAACAGCCAACAGCAAUCGCAACAACAGACGAAACAUUCAAGCAACAAAUCGGGUCGAAAUUUGCAUCACCAACAUUGUGAGAACAGUAAUUGCCAUCCUUCACAGCAACAACCUCAUUUACAAUUAAAGCAAACAAAACAGCAUCAUUUUCAGCAACAAGGACUUAACGAGUCCAAGUCACAAUCGUACGAUAACACCAGUCGUGUGCCGUUGCAACAAAAGCAACAGCAAUCGUUUUAUCAAUUUUGAACACGAUCCGUUUGAUCUUCUAAAUUGAUCCCUUUGUUUUUGCAUGAGCUCAUCGAAGAGUGAUCGAUAAGGGUUGCAUUUGAAAGCAACAAGCUAAUCCACUCGCUAUGAAGUCGGUGCCGCGUGCAUGAUUUCGGCUCGAUUUUUUUUCCCCCGGGAAACAUCUGAUCACAGAACCCGCCCUCAAAAUUUCACCUUUUGCUAUAAGUGACAUAAGUAAUUAAUUUGCUGGUUCCAUGGGGUUGAACAAAGCUUUGAAAGGUUCAUUUCUGGAUUAGUACUUUCUUUUUAGAUUAACAAAGAAAACAAAAAAAAAUUAAUUUAUUAUUAUUAUUAAUUGUUAGUUUGUACAUUAUAUGUGCGUGUGAUAAGCACUUAAAAACGAAAGCUGUAGGAAAGCAAGUAUUGAGAAGAAGAAAAUUCAGUUUAGGUUUUUCUAUUUGUCUUCGCCUGGCCAACGGAGGGACUCUCUCCUUAGCUGAAAUAAGUUCACCUGUAUGACUAGCGAUUUCGACUUAUCCGCCCUCCUCUCUCUAAUGAUCUCUCUACAUCAGACGUGAUGAAAUUUUGUAAAAAAAUGUUUUCGGAUUUUAUCCAAAGAUAAUCUUCGCAAAGUUAUUGACUAAGUUCACAUGUUUGUAUACUAUUUUUAUAAGACUCAGUUAUGGUUGCCCGUGAAUAUGCUAAUCGAGCUGAUCUUAUGCAUUCACCGCGAAAAAGGAAUAGCCAUCUGAGCUUCAGCAUAUCUGCGGACUGAUGGAUUCUUCCUCAAUUUUUUUCCAUGUGCAUUUCUUCCGUUUCGAGUCCUCGGACCCAACUGUUUGUUUAUUUCAAAUGAAAUGCUUCCAUUGAUACCAGUAAAACUGGAUGACGCACAAGCAAUUGCUUUUGUUUAAAACGAAUCAUUUGUACCGAAUGUAUCUUUGGAUAAAUUCUAAUUAUAAUAGGCCUACAAAUAAGUUCUGUCGGUUUUUUUUUUUAAAUUUGAAGCUUUAUUGUGAAAAAUCGGUUGUACAUUAAUUAUUCAAAGUAUUGCCCAUCGCUAGCCACAGCUUUCUUCCAUCUU
This is a messenger RNA of Hermetia illucens (black soldier fly), 6524 nucleotides long. RefSeq names its product macoilin. The record is from RefSeq and is a predicted model, not a curated record. Gene Ontology annotation, molecular function: microtubule binding. The transcript has 8 exons. NCBI's taxonomy places the organism in Eukaryota, Metazoa, Arthropoda, Insecta, Diptera, Stratiomyidae. Bases 2243 to 5077 code for a protein of 944 amino acids. Gene Ontology annotation, cellular component: nuclear membrane; rough endoplasmic reticulum membrane. Gene Ontology annotation, biological process: chemotaxis; neuronal signal transduction.